GUCCCACCUGUGCAGCUGCCCAAACCUGCUCCCAGUGCAGCGCGGCGCGGCCGGAGGGAGGGAGCUCGGAGCGCGCAGGCAGCGCCCGGCGCCAGAUCCCUGCCACACUGCAGCUGGUGGCCAGUGGCCUCGGAGCCCCCUGCACCAUGGCCAGUGAGAAGAUGCAUGGUGCCCCGGACCUGCUGGACCUCAGCUUCCAGUCCCUAGCUAUGAAGCACAUUGACCUGAAGCAGGUGGAACUGGACACGGCCGUAGCCAAGGUGGAUGAGCUGUCCAGACAGCUGGAAACCCUGUGGACGGACAGCCCGGGGCAGACUGCUGGGCAACCCAAGGUGGACAGAUACGGCGCCAGCCCCUCGCACGCCCCAGAGCCGCUUCGCUUGGCCACGUCCCCACAGCUUCAGUACGCCAGGAAGAACCUCUCUCUGGAGAGCACCGACAGCUACAUCUCCUACCACGCUGAGACCUUCUCACCCACCGCCGUCUACAGCCCACCUGCCAAGGCCCACCCCGCCUCUCCCCAGUCCCCCUUCUACCUGCAGGGCGAGCCCCUGGAGCGGGCCCAGUCGCCCCGGCCCAAGGUGCUGCCCGUCUCUUACGACUCGCUGCCCCUGCCCAGCCCCAAGGGACGCGCGCCCUCCCCGCGUUCCCUGUGGCAGGCUGGUGCCGCGGAGCGCCUGGCCUUCUCCAGGCCGGUGGGCCGCGCGGGCUCCCCCAGGUUGGUGCCCACCCCCUCUGAGGCCUCGGCGCCACAGAUGUUCUUCCCGGACCGCGCGCUGUCUCCCCGGCCACCCCACCCGCCGCCCUACGAGAGCCACAGCCUGUACCCCACUGGGCCCAGCUCCUUCGCCCCCUUCCGGGCCCAAGAUGACCUGGUGAUCCGGCGAAGGCCCCAGAAGAGCUGGAACGAGUCGGACCUGGACGUGGCGUACGAGAAGAAAUCGUCCCACUCGGCCGGCUACGAGAGAGGAGACGUGCACGCGGGGCUCAGGCAGGCACCCACGGGGCUGCAGCUGGCUCCUUGGAGGGAAUCGAGCCUGGACGGGGCCGCAGGGCAAGGCAAGGACGAGUGCCCCCAGCCUUACGCCAUCCACAGCGCCACGCUGCCACGCAACUACAAAGUGUCCCUGCUGCCCGGCGAGCGCAGACCAGACAGCUCCUUCCGCAGGCUGCUGCCCGCCAGCCAGACGGGCACCCUGCCCCGCAACUGGCAGUUCUCCCAGCAGCCCGUCUCGCGCAUCGCCAUGCCGCCCCCCAGCCCGCAGGGCAUGCGGGCGAAGCGCCACAAGCCCCUGCCCCUCUCCAUGAUCUUCAAGCUGCAAAACGCCUUCUGGGCGUCCGGAGCCUCCAGUGCCAAGGGCCAGCCCCAGGGGGCCCCAGGCUCCCCCAUCUUCCUCCGCUCCCCACAGAAGCAGCCCCAGCUCCAGCAGCCAUCUCCUCCGGCCCAGGCUCCGCUGCGACCGGCCCCGUCGGGGGCUGAAGCAACGGGAAGGGCCUCAGCCCUCGAAGCACCAGUGGAGCCCGUGCGAGGGGCCCCGGCGGGGGGCGACACGGAGCCCGAGCUGGAGAGCAUCUUGCGGGGCAGCGAGGUGGCAGAGGCGGAGGAGGUGGCUCGCCCCUUGAGCCCCACCCGCCUGCAGCCGGUCCUGCCCCCCGAGGCUCAGAGGGUGCCCGAGUUCGAGGAGGUGGCCCGGGUGCUGGCGGAGAUUCCCCGGCCCCUGAAGCGCCGCGGCUCCAUGGAGCAGAGCCCCGGCCCUGCGCUGCCGCCCACCCACAAGAAGCAAUACCAGCAGCUCAUCAGCCGCCUCUUCCAUCACCGGGGCCGCAAGGAGGACGCCGUGUCGGCGGGAGACGACCUGCCGCUCAUCACGGAGACAGCUGAGCUGAAGGCAGCAACCCCGGGCAGCCCUGCCCCGGUGCCCGCGCCCCAGAGCUCGCCAGCACCCGCAGCGUCGCCCCUGCUGGCUGUUACGGAGAGCCCCGGCACCCCGGCGCCCAGCCCCGGCACCCCGGCGCCCAGCCCUGUAAGUGCAGCCAUGCACCCUGGCCCCGGCACCCCGGCGCCCAGCCCUGAGAAGCGCUCCGUGCUGCGCAAGCUCUCGUCCCCGAGGCGGCGGCUGGGGAAACGGGUGCAGCUCAACCCCCUGGUGCUGCUGCUGGACGCGGCCCUGACGGGCGAGCUGGACGUGGUGCAGCAGGCAGUGAACGAGCUCAACGACCCGAGCCAGCCCAACGACGAGGGCAUCACGGCGCUGCACAACGCGAUCUGCGGGGCCAACCACAACAUCGUCGACUUCCUCAUCGCCGUGGGCGCCAACGUCAACUCCAUGGACAGCCACGGAUGGACUCCCCUGCACUGCGCCGCCUCCUGCAACGACACGGCCAUCUGCAUGGCCCUCAUCCGGCACGGAGCCGCCAUCUUCACCACCACUUUCAGCGACGGCAGCAUGGCCUUGGAGAAGUGCGACCCCUACCGCGAGGGCUACAGCGAGUGCUUCAACUACCUGGCUGAUGUGGAGCAGAACAUGGGGCUGCUGAACAACGGGGUGGUGUACGCGCUGUGGGACUACAGCGCCGAGUUCAGCGACGAGCUGUCGUUCCGCGAGGGGGAGCCGGUCACUGUGCUGCGGCGCGACAGCCAGGAGGAGCUGGACUGGUGGUGGGCCUCGCUCUAUGGCCAGGAGGGCUACGUGCCCAAGAACUACUUUGGGCUGUUCCCCAGGGUGAGGCCUCAGCGGAAGGUCUAAUGUGCCAGCACACGGCCCAUCUGCUGCUGCUACAGACCGGGGAAUGCAGCUGGCACCUGAUGAACUUAGGGGCUGGGGAGAACAUGGGGCUCUGCUGCUGGGAUUCUCCCCUGCUGGGAAGUGCGCCCCUCUCCCAAGGACUUGGUCAAUUGGCCCCUGGGGGCUGUGUGGAUGGGGGGCAGGGCUGGCAAGGAGCCAGGUGGGCCGGGCAGCGUCCUGCUGGCAGAGAGGUGGGAUGGGGGGAGGACAUGGCUUUGGUGUGCACUGGGGGCGGGGGGGAGAGCGUUGGUGGGUGCUGGGUCUCACCCUGGAUUCAGUCGGGCCCUGUCCUUGGCUCAUCUGCAUCAGAGACUGGUAUAAGUGACUGCAGGGGAUGGGAAACAAAUUCAAGUUGGUCUCUAACCAAACCAAACAGCCUCUGCCUUGGGAAAACCCGAGGGUGGGUAAGUGUGGCGGGGGCAGCCUCCUGGGCCGGACCAGGUGCCACCCUGCUCCUGUCGCAGUGCCGUGGCUGGGGGAAGGUGCGGGGAGCAGUCGUUUCCUGGCCCAGUCUCCGAGCAGCUGUGGGAAUCACUGGGCCCAGGCGCAUCUGCUUGCCAGCCCUUGCCAGUCACACCUAAUGGGCAUACAGGGGGAGAAUCCUUCGAGAUCUGGACAUGCAGCCCACGGAGACUUUGGGUCCCAGCAUGCAUUGAGGCCAGUCGGCUCGGUGACCCCCAGCGGUGAGGUUCAGGGGGCUUCACCCUCGCUGGAGCCUGGGCACUUCCACAGAGACCCAGGCCAAUAAGACGCAGGGCCCAGUUUCCUCCACAGUCUGGCAGCACUCCUGGUACCCGUACAAUGCGCCCUAUGGUGCUGCUGUCCUCCUUACCCAUGGGGCUUGGCGCCCAGCCCCCAUUCAGCCAGGGAGUGGGGAACGAGGCUGAGCUGGGCCCAACUCUGUGCUCUUCACUCCCCAAAGACGUCCCUCUGCCCACCCCGCUACCUGCCGGCCUCAGCUCAGCUCCCCACACGGGCCCUGGUUCUCCGCCACUCAUCUCCGGCUGUUCGCUGUGUCGGUGUGAUGCUGAAGGGGGGAAAAGCUUUCCCAUCAAUGGAGCAGCUUGGAGGUGUGGGGCUGAGCCAGGGAACCCCGGUGGGCUGGGAAUGCAGCUGUGCUGUCCUGUCCUGCAGCCCUUCGCAUGAAGCCUGCUGCCGGGGCCUGUGCCCCUGUGCGCCUGGCUGCUGUGCACAUGGGAGAGGCUUUUACUCCAGUGGUAGAACCUGUAUUUCUCUCAGAUUCCAAGGCCAGACGUGCCUGUUAGAUCAUCUAGUCUGACCUGCUCUGUCACAGGCCAGGGAACUGCCCCAGGGUUAUCCCUGUAGGGACCCAAUCGCUUGUGCUUGGCUGAAGCAUCUUCCCAAAAGGCAGCCAGGUUGGACUGGAAGAGAUCAGGAGGUGGAGAAUCCCCCAUUGCCCUGGAGAGUUUGUUCCACUGGUAAAUAUUUGUGCCUAAUUUCUAACUGGAAUGUGUCAGGCUCCAACUUGUAGCCAUUGGUUCUUGUUCUGCUUUUCUCCAUUAGAUUAAAGUGCCCUUUAGUACCCAG
Molecule: messenger RNA, 4334 nt
Organism: Trachemys scripta elegans
Lineage: Eukaryota; Metazoa; Chordata; Testudines; Emydidae
Gene: PPP1R13L
Product: protein phosphatase 1 regulatory subunit 13 like
Exons: 13
Coding region: 147-2747 (866 amino acids)
Biological process (GO): regulation of transcription by RNA polymerase II; positive regulation of cell differentiation
Molecular function (GO): transcription factor binding
Source: RefSeq, a predicted model, not a curated record